UAUAAUUUUGUUCGGUUACCUUAGCAGCAGGCCGUAUUAAAUCAAUUGAGUAGCCCAAAAAUUGUCCCACACAAAAACACGAAAAAAUUCCCAUGCAUAAACCAAAUAACCUGGAAUAAAGAUACGUAUUUCUGGAAUAUAAGUGACCAAAAAAGUGAAAGAUGAUAAUCACCAGCAGCGGAACUUCGCAGCAUCGGGGACGAAAAAUUAGGGAGCAAUGUGGAUCCUGUCCGAAUAGGUUUUCGAAGGACAAACGCCAGGUAAUCGCCGAGGACUCGGAUACCUCUGAGGUGGAAUCAUCCACGGAUGAGGAGGAUCGCUGGAAGGAAGUGGCACGGGCCUCGGAAAUUCCGGCCGACUACUAUAAUAUCCAGAAACUGGUGAAAUACAUCAAGGCGGGCAAUCAGACAGCCACUAUAGUAUCGUUGUGCUGCUUGAAGGACUACGAUCUGAGCACUCAGAUCAAUCAGUUCGCCAUCUCGGACAUCGGCGGACUCGAUGUCCUCGUGAAUAUCCUGGAGUGCAGCGACACCAAGUGUUGUUUGGGCGCCCUCACAGUUCUCUCGGAUAUCACCCUGAACAUCGACAUAAGGAAGACCAUCGUGGAUCUGGAUGGAAUUCCGCUGAUCGUGGAUAUCCUCAACUCCUCCAUGAAGGACCUGAAGACCAUGGCCGCCGAGACUUUGGCGAAUGUGUGCAAGGUGCGACUGGCCAGGAAGUAUGUGCGCACCUGCGGCGGAAUCCCCAAGCUGGUGGAUCUCAUCGACAUCAAGUUAAGCAUUUUAAAGACGCCGCGUGACCAAUUGGGAGCCGAUGAUCUGGAAUCGCUGGAUAUGACACGAGCUGGAGCCCGAGCCCUUUUUACCCUGGCUGAUUCCAAGCACAAUAUGGAGCAGAUGCGGAAGAGUGGAAUCGUUCCCUUGAUGGCUCAACUUUUGAAAUCCUGCCACAUCGAUGUGGUCAUUCCCAUUAUGGGCACCGUUCGCAAAUGCUCCUCGGAACCGAAAUUUCAACUGGCCAUCACCACCGAGGGCAUGAUCCCCGAUAUUGUGGUCCAUUUGAGUUCGGAAAAUACGGAACUCAAGAUGGAGGGCAGUACGGCGAUUUACAAGUGUGCCUUUGAUGCGUAUACCAGGGAAUUGGUGAGGGAUGCAGGUGGCUUGGAGCCCCUGGUUACAAUCAUAAAGGAUAAAAACUUGAGGGAUAAUAAGCCACUUUUGAGGGGUGCCACUGGAGCGAUUUGGAUGUGUGCCGUAUCCGAUGCGAAUGUCAAAGUUUUGGAUCAACUGAGGACGGUUAAUAACCUGGUGGCCUUGCUGAACGACGAAUGUGACGAGGUGCUGACCAAUGUCACCGGAGCCCUGUCCGAAUGUGUGCGGUUCCAGAGCAACAGAGAACAAUUGCGGCAAGCUGGAGGACUACCAGCCAUGGUGUCCCUGCUCAACAGUUCACAUGCUCCUCUCCUGGAAAAUCUAGCCAAAGGUUUGAAGGAGUGUGCUGAAGACCCGGAAAGCAUGAGGAUUUUGGAGGAUCUGGAUGCCGUCCGACUGAUUUGGUCCCUUUUGAAAAACACCAGCACUAGGGUUCAAGCUCACGCGGCCUAUGCCAUAUGUCCUUGCGUUCGAAAUGCCAACGAUUCAGCUGAAUUGGUCAGGAGUUUGGUGGGAGCCAUGGAACUGGUAGUGGGCCUGCUAAAGUCCAAGGAUAUUAUGGUUUUGUCUGCCGUCUGUGCAGCCAUAGCCACGAUUGCCCAGGAUCAGACCAAUCUGGCUAUCCUCACCGAUCUCAGGGUGAUCUAUAAGCUGGCCGAUCUUGUCCAGACCACAGAUGAUUUGCUGCGAAUGAAUUUGGCAGCUGCUGUGGCCGCCUGUGCCUGCUUUGGCAAUAACACGGAGGAGCUGGGUCGACUGCGCACCGUCACUCCCAUUGUCACCUACAUGACCAGCGACAAUCCCCUGGUGCACCGCAGCACAGCCAUGGCCUUGGAGAAGCUAUCGAUGGAUCCGCAGAAUUGCAUUACCAUGCACCAGAGUGGUGUGGUUCCCUUCCUGCUGGAGUGCAUUGGAUCCACCAAUAAGGAGCUUCAGUUGGCCGCCGCUGGCUGUCUGAGGAAUAUCCGAGAACUGGCUUUGCGGGCAGAGGAAUAUCUGCUUAAAAUCGAUGAUGACUAG
Drosophila gunungcola (fruit fly) is the source of this 2171-nucleotide messenger RNA. It is a transcript of the gene gudu, whose product is annotated as armadillo repeat-containing protein gudu. NCBI's taxonomy places the organism in Eukaryota, Metazoa, Arthropoda, Insecta, Diptera, Drosophilidae. The transcript is spliced from 3 exons. The record is from RefSeq and is a predicted model, not a curated record. Gene Ontology annotation, molecular function: protein binding. The coding region runs from base 162 to 2171 and encodes 669 amino acids.